AUGAAAAAUCAUGAAUCCCAUCCCACUGAGUCUGCUCCAUUCCCUGAAGUGAAUGCAACAACAGGUUAUGAUAAGCCUGAAAGAAGGCAAAAUAAUUACCGUGGUCAUGGCCAUGGUCGUGGACGUGGACGUGGACAUGAAAGGGGACGUCAUAAUUAUCGUCAGCAUGGUGAAAAUAAACAAGAGACCAAUAAGGGUUCUCAAAAUAAUCCUUCAAGAGGUAAAGGUAAUAUGUGCCACCGAUGUGGUAUGAAAGGUCAUUGGGCACGUGUUUGUUGUACGCCCGAUCAUUUUGUCAAGCUUUAUCAGGCCUCUCUCAAAGGGAGAGAAAAUAACGUGGAGGCACACCUGACCUUUCAUAACAAUGAUGAUGAAGCAGCUCCCUCAAACAAACAUGAUGAUAUUGAGGCAAAUCUUGCUUAUAAAGAUGAUGAUUUUAAAAGCCUCUCAAAUACUCAUUUAGAAGCUGAAGGCUUCUAUGAUGAUAUUGACUGA
Messenger RNA from Lycium barbarum (goji berry), 495 nucleotides. RefSeq lists its product as uncharacterized. Bases 1 to 495 code for a protein of 164 amino acids. Gene Ontology annotation, molecular function: nucleic acid binding; zinc ion binding. Lineage: Eukaryota; Viridiplantae; Streptophyta; Magnoliopsida; Solanales; Solanaceae. The record is from RefSeq and is a predicted model, not a curated record. The transcript has a single exon.